AGAAUAUCUUAUUAAAUCAAUGAAAAAAUUGAAUGGUUGUAUUUUACGUAUUUCAUCACAAACAACUGCCGAAGGACGUGUGAAUCAAGAAUUGCAAAAAAUUUUUGAAUGUCGCGGCAGAAUCGCGAGAUGAUUGACGAAAAUCAAAAUUCUGUUGGUGCAGAAAAUGUGUACAGAGGUUUAGCUGGCCAAUUUGAUGCUGAGAUAGAAUUUGUAGAAAUGCUUGAUAAUCGGAUGUAUUGCAAUAUUGAAGUUCCUAUGGCAGAAUUACAGCAACAACAUAUUCAACAGGUACAGAAUAUAAACCAAUCGCUACUUUAUGAUUUUCAUCCACAAAACAAGAUAGUGGUUGCAUCUAACUUCAUAGUAAGGAGUGAGGAAUAUAAGCCUGCUGUUACGGAUGCAGGCAAUGAUGUACAAGCUCAUUCUGAUGCUUCCACUGUUGAUGAGCCCAUUAAUGAAGAAGAUGUCGUGCAAGAUGACGCUUAUGCAUAUCUGCAAGGAUUAAAUCACGACAAUGAUGAUUUUUUGUUGCGAAGGAGAGCACCAAAACGCAAAACAAGUAAUAUUUGGACACACUAUAUAGUGCAGGAGGCUGGUAGAGCUAAAUGUAAAUAUUGUAAGUCCUCUCUUUCAACCGCUGGAGGAUCGCAAGGAAAUCUGCAUCGACACAUGAGGACGAAACAUUCCUCGAUAUUGCAAUUAGAGCGAAAAUCAUCACCCUUGCAACAAGAUGUAGUAGAUGUAGAAGAAGCUGCAACUAUGGAUGUUAUAACGACAAUAGCUAGUCCUCCCUCAUCAGUUGGAAGAGAAGAACAAAUCGAUAAUCAGGUUAUAAAAAUGAUUGCCAAAGGACAUCAUUCACUGCGAAUUGUAGAAGAACCUGAGUUUCGUAAAUUGAUUACACAAAUAUCACAUUGUUCUGGAUACGAAUUGCCCACAAGAAAAACAAUAUUACAAAUUCUACUACCUAAGUUGUAUGAAAAUGUAGAACUUCAAUUAAAACAAAAACUUUUAACCACGGAGGCAGUGUGUUUAACAAUAGAUAAUUGGGUAUCCCAAGAUGGACAAAGUUAUAUUGCAGUAAAGGUUCAUUUUAUUAAUUUAUUUACAAAUCUGUGCUCAGGCUUAAUCUUGUGCACAUCAUAUGACGAAACAAAUGCAAUUGAGAGUAUUCAUACUUAUUUGAAGAAAGUAAUAGAUGAUUGGCAAUUAACAAAUAAAGUAGUCGCUAUAGUCACUGAAAAUAGUGCAAAUAUCCUCGCUGCGAUUGAAAAGGGUAAAUGGCAAAAAUUGGAAUGCUUUGCACAUUGCCUUAAUUUGGUAGUUCAAGAAGCUUUGAAAAAAAUUGGGGCAACAAUACAAAGAGUCAAAAAUAUUUUUACAUAUUUUGACAAAAACCCUGAAGCUUGUAAGAAAUUAAAAGAUUAUCAAAAACAAAUUGGUAUAAAUGAAGUCAAAAUUAAACAGGAUGAUACUAUGCGUUGGAACUCUACUUACAAAAUGCUUACUCAUGUUGUGGAAAUAAAAGAAGUUUUGAUUUCAUCUGGUCUUUUGCAAAGAGAACUUAGAUUAUCUCCACAUAAUUGGGAGUUAAUAGAAGAAGUUUUGGCAAUAUUGGAGCCAUUUUAUGAAAUAACUAUUGAAAUAUCUGCCGAAGAGGAUAUAAGUCUUUCGAAAGUAGUUGUAGUUUCCAAUUUAUUACGAACAUUUUUAAGUGAACGUUAUCCAAAGAACGCAGGUGCAUCAGAUUUCUUAAAUUGUUUGUUAGAAGAAAUGCAAAAACAUUUUGAGUCUUUAGAUCACAAUCAUCUUUAUGCUGAGUGCACCAUAUUGGAUCCACGUUUUAAGAAACGUGGUUUUAAAAAUAAAUCAACUUUUGAAAAGGCUGCAAAAGAAAUAAGCAAAAAAAUUGCAUCUUGUGAUUAUGAAUUGCCGACUGAUAAUACAGAUAAUACAGAUAAUACAGACGUGGUAAUGGCGAGCACUUCAAUUUGGAGUAAAUAUGAUGAGACCUAUGUUCAGGUAAAGGGAGAUGAGGAUAAAUCUGUUGCUGCUCGCAAAGAAUUAGACAAGUACAUUAAUGAACAAUAUUUAGAACGUACGAAAGAUCCAUUGGCUUGGUGGGAACAACACAAGAUGCUCUAUCCUCGAUUGUACCAAUUGGUAUUAAAAAGAUUUUGCAUUGUUGCAACAUCAGUACCAUGUAGCAGGAUUUUUCUAAAUAACGAUCGUAUAAUAAGUGAACGAAAAGCUUUUCUUAAGUCUGAUGAGACGUCCGAUUUAGUAUUUUUACAUAAUAAUAUGUAAUAUACAUUAUUAUUGACUAUAAGUUGUCGUAUUUG
Teleopsis dalmanni is the source of this 2345-nucleotide messenger RNA. RefSeq names its product zinc finger BED domain-containing protein 4 (gene p53). NCBI's taxonomy places the organism in Eukaryota, Metazoa, Arthropoda, Insecta, Diptera, Diopsidae. Gene Ontology annotation, biological process: apoptotic process; regulation of transcription by RNA polymerase II. The transcript is spliced from 7 exons. Gene Ontology annotation, cellular component: nucleus. Bases 109 to 2310 code for a protein of 733 amino acids. The record is from RefSeq and is a predicted model, not a curated record. Gene Ontology annotation, molecular function: RNA polymerase II cis-regulatory region sequence-specific DNA binding; DNA-binding transcription factor activity, RNA polymerase II-specific; protein dimerization activity.